UCGAGCGGGGACAGAAUGUGGCUCGAGACGAAGACGGUGAGGACUACGGCUCCCCUCCGAAACUUAUUGAAGUCUUUACAAACUGUGGGUUUCUUUUCCUUCUGUUUUUUUUUGUAAGAACGCGGAACUAACCCGUUCGGAUUAACACUUUAAAGGAAUAUCUUGUUUUCUCAUUAAAAAGUGGCCAACUGCAGCUCGGGUCCCCAUGUUCUGCCUUGUGAGUGCUGCUUGGCCUGCUGAGCCCAUAGGUGCUUGUGUGUCGGCACUGGGCUGCAGCUGAAGCGAGGAUACUGACUGGUGGUGGUGUGGGUGCCUGCGUUGGUGAAGGCGGGUCGUCCGAGGGCCCAGAGCCCCGGUAGCAGGCGGAGUGGCCUGUCCUAUCUGAGCCACACGAAGAUGAACAAACUGAACUUUCACAACAACAAAGCCAUGCAGGACCGCCGAUGUGUCUGUGUCUUUUUGCCAAAUGAUGACACGCUCAAUGUCAUAGUCAAUGUGAAGACCUUGUGCCAGGAACUGUUGAUCCAGGUGUGUGACCUCCUCAGGCUGAAGGACUGUCACCUGUUUGGACUCAGUGUUAUUCAGAAUAAUGAACACAUCUAUAUGGAGCUGGAUCAGAAGCUAUCCAAGUACUGCCCCAAAGAAUGGAAGAGAGAAGCCAGCAAGGGCAUUGACCAGUUUGGGCCUCCCAUGAUCAUUCACUUCAGAGCUCAGUAUUACGUUGAGAACGGGAGAUUGAUCAGUGACCGGGCAGCCCGGUACUACUACUAUUGGCACUUGAGGAAACAGGUGCUGCUCUCACAGUGUAUCCAAAGAGAGGAGGCCUACUUCCUCCUGGCAGCCUUCGCCCUGCAGGCUGACCUGGGCAACUUCAAACGUAACAAGCACUUCGGGAAGUACUUUGACCCUGAAGCAUACUUUCCCCCAUGGGUGAUAGCCAAGCGCGGCCGUGAGUACAUCCUGAGGCAUAUCCCCAACAUGCACAAAGACCAGUUUGCCCUCACGGCUUCAGAGGCACACCUCAAAUACAUUAAGGAGUGUGCCCAGCUUGAUGACGUCACUGUCCACUACUACAGACUCUACAAGGACAAGAAGGAAGUAGAGGCAUCACUUACACUGGGACUGACUUUACGUGGUAUCCAAAUAUUUCAGAAUGUCGGGUCUGUGAGGCAACUGUUGUACGACUUCCCCUGGACCAAUGUGGGAAAACUGGUAUUUGUGGGGAAGAAGUUUGAAAUCCUUCCUGACGGUCUGCCCUCGGCCCGUAAACUCAUGUACUACACGGGUUGUCCCUUGCGCUCUCGUCACCUCCUGCAGCUGCUUAGCAACAGCCAUCGGCUCUACAUGAACCUGCAGCCUGUUCUCAAACAAGUCCGCCGGUUGGAGGAAAACGAAGAGAAGAAGCAGUACAGGGAGUCAUACAUCAGCGAUGCUCUGGAACUGGACAUAGACCAUCUGGACAAACGUUCCCGGGCGAGCGGCAGCAGCGCAGGGAGCAUGUCUCAUCACAAACGCCUGUCCCGCCACUCCACGACCAGCCACGGCAGCUCACACACCUCGGGUAUCGAGACGGACAGCUUCAGGGCCCCGAGUCAGGCUCCGCACAGGCCCCUACGAACCUGUAGCUCGUCCACAACCAGCCACGGGAGCUCACACACCUCCGGCAUCGAGAGCAGCGGCAAGGAGCGCAUACUUGAUGAUGACGAGAUUGAGAUGCUUGUGGACGACCCCAAAGACUACGAGGAGCUUCAUGAGAUGGCCCUGGACCAGGAGCUGUGUAUCCACAUCACUGAGGACAUGUUGACCAUGUCGCCUGAUCAGACCAACGGAUACUCAGGAUUGAUAGUAAAGGACGUCAGCUCCUCCACCUCCAGCUCCUCUGAGACCGUCGUCAAGAUGAGAGGACAGAGCAUUGAGUCUCUGCCGCAGACAUCUGUGUGCAGGAAGCCUCAGUCUUCAACCGACCGACACAGCCAGUCUCUUGACGACGUGCGGCUCUACCAGAAGGACUGCCUGCAGUGGGCGGAGCUCUGCCAGGACACCGCCCACAGCUACACAUUCGGCUGCGCCCAGGAGCUGAGCGACGGCGGCGGCAGCGGCUAUCAGGGCCUCGCCGACCAGCGCGCCGGCAUGCUGGAGCAGCACCCGUUUCCCAUCAAGAGAACCAACAAGUACUUCUCCCUGGACCUGACCAGCGACGAGGUCCCCGAGUUCGUGGUGUGACGGAGGCGGAAACAAGGCAACCCCUUAGGGUGAGCUUUUUACUCCGAUGUGGAGAUGUUUCAGCCCUCAGGGAACGGGACCAGAGAGGAGUGUUGGCAGAGGUGGUUUCUAGGAUGAGUAAACUGGCAAGUUGGCUGUCCCUUCACUUACCACUUCAGAAGAACAACACAUAAUAAACGGACAAACAAGGAAGACUCUGAAAAAGGGAACUUAAAGAACGGACAUGUUGGUUCAAGAGAAACCUGCAUCUUUAAAACGUAACCUGAGCUGCUCCCCUGUGUGAAAGGAAACAAAAGGGAUCAUGUCAUCUUAAGAAAAAACUUUUUUUAUUCAAAUCUGUCUACUCCAAACUGGUUUUCAAGAACAACCCGUCGUGUUAGCCUGCUUUAUACUUAAACAGAGUGUAUGUGUGCAUGCACACAGGCUUACAGCAGACAGAGACUCACCGACAUGAAGAGCAUAUCAAAGACUUUCCCUGGAGGACACAAAGGACAAAAUCACUCCGAGCUACAAACCAAAGACAAUUCAAUUCAAUUCAAUUUUUCAAUUCAAUUUUAUUUAUAGUAUCAAUUCAUAACAAGAGUUAUCUCAAGACACUUUACAGAUAGACCACACUCCAGAAUUUACAAGGACCCAACAGUUCUAGUAGUUUCCUCCAGAGCAAGCGACAGUGGCGAGUGACAAGAAAUGGAACAAUGUGCAACUUUUUAUCAAUGUGCAACCAUGCUAAAACAUAAAAUAAAAAAAACAACAUUUCAAUGUCAUGUUGGGAGGGAAGAUGAACCCUUUGAGAGGAAAUAGGAUGGGUUUCUUCUUCUACGCCAAUUCAUUUGAUCUCAACAGAAGUGCAGUGUGCCAAUUCUGCCCCCCCUGUCGGACAAAUCUCUGAAUCAUGUGAACCAAACCCCCUCCCCCCCCAAUGUGCCUUCAUCACACUAUGCAGGUGUCAACCCAUGGCCUUGACAAUCACACACACUCACCUUAGUUAUUUUCAAAGAUCAGAGCCAUCAGAAUUCAACGACAUUGUUAUUUAAAUGUCAUACACACACACGCUUCAAGACAGUUUUUCUGCAUCUUAAACGUAAAAAAGACUUGAUUUCAAACUGUUUCAUGUCCUGUGAACUCUGACAGAGUUUCCCACGAGGAAUGAGGUUGAGUAAGUUCCUACAUGUCCUGACUUGUGUUGAAAAGCUUCCCUGUAAUAGACUCAAAAUGGAGUCUGGUUGGCUGUCGGCCAAAUUAAACCGUACAUUUUGAUGCAUACAUGUAGGUCUUCCUCUCUGCUCGGUUGUCUUUCACUCUUGUUAUCUUCUGUUUUGUUUCAUCCAUCAUUUAAACUGGAAUUUGUAACAUUUUAUUUUUAUUUUCCAUCCUGUUGUUUUACCUGAAAUCUCUUUACAUGUUGUAUUUUUGUAUGAACUGUCCAGUGUAUGUUGAACAGUUAUUCUGUGUGCGGUUGAUGUCAUUCAGUAUUACAGGCAAGUGUAAGUGACAGUAUUAAGGACGUGAUGUUUGUGGCUCUGAACAUUUUGAUGUCACAGUAAGAUUGAAGAAAACUGGAGCCUGUUGUUCAACUUGUGGGAAUUAAGGACAGGAAGUUGUUGCAGGUUAAAAAACAAGUGUUUUUUUACUCGUAAAUAAUGCAGCUCAGAUUCAAAGUGCCACAGUAACAGCUUUGUGUGAUUUAAAUCAAUAAUAUUGUUCUUUUUUAGAUAGAUACCAUCAUGUUUUUAGCUUCUUUGUGUUGAAAACACUACUCUUUUAUUGUUUGAUUUUGGAGGAAAAUACUGCUCCAUAACUUUUAUAAUGACCACAGAAUUACUUGAUACCACUCUCAUGUCAGUACAAUAAAUACAUGGCCACAGCCACGAAGCUAAAGCCAGAAGACGAUUAGCUUAGCAUAAAGACUGGAAACAGCUAGCCCAGCUUCAUCCGAUGGUAACAAAAUCUGAAUCUGAAACAAAAAAUGAAUAGCUAAGCCGAGCUCUACGUUGUGGAACUCGUACAAGAAUUUACAUUUUUGAUCAUCGUUGUUUUUUCUGAGUUGUCCCAGUUCCGCUUUAAGUCUAUUCAAACCCACAGUUUUCACAGACACAAUACAUCUGAACAAGAGUUUAAACCGUUACAUACAUUUAUCUAAUACUAACAAAGACAUGAAUUUGAUACUGCUAUGUAAUUAAAAACAACUUCUAUAUUUCUUACAGUUUUUUCCUUUUUUCACUAUUUAAACUUAUCAUUAUUUCUAUUAAUGGAAAAUGUCAAGUCACAUUUUGAUGAACAAUGAUGUUUCUUAUAUUAAAACAGUAUGUGUUAAGGAGCAUAGCCAUACAGUCAUAACCCAUGUCCUUAAAGUCUUCAUAAUUUGUUCUUAUGGUCAUACUUACACUAAGUAAGUAUGUCUGUGUUCAUAAUCCUUUCUGUGAAAGGAUCUCCCUUCAGGAAACAAUGAAAGUUUUUUUGUUUUUUUUGUCACCCUGUAGUUGAAGAAAUGAUUUGUUAUUAUGAAGUCUGGUCUGUGCCUUCUUGGUACUAAUGCCCUCAAUAUCCAAUAAAAAGGUACAUUUAUUUGCCAAA
Molecule: messenger RNA, 4797 nt
Organism: Etheostoma spectabile (orangethroat darter)
Lineage: Eukaryota; Metazoa; Chordata; Actinopteri; Perciformes; Percidae
Gene: frmd6
Product: FERM domain containing 6
Exons: 14
Coding region: 397-2223 (608 amino acids)
Biological process (GO): positive regulation of hippo signaling
Cellular component (GO): cytoskeleton; cytoplasmic side of apical plasma membrane
Source: RefSeq, a predicted model, not a curated record